ACUAAAAAUAACAUGACCUUUCAAAGGAUCCUAAAGCUAGGAAUAUGGUUAUUUAUUUUCAACAAUGUGAAUGUCUCAGCUGAGCAGUAUUUAUUUGUAUUCGGUACAUUUCACUGUGGAUUUUUUGGUAAAUCAGUCACUUUCGGCGCAGGCUUUGCAAACAGACUUUUAUGAUGUGGACUCGACAGUAAUGCAACAACAUUAUCUGUGUGAGUGUUUUUUGUUUGAGAGUGGUGGCUCAUGCUGAAAGAGGCAGAGAGCACUACUCCCAGGAGGAUUCAUCUCACUACCAGCCUGAGUGACUUUUCCUCCAGCUGCACCAAUGACUCUCCAUACACGCCAGCUGCACGGAUAUGGAUUGUAUUAUUUGUUGGCAUGGCUGACACUUUUCAUGUCACAAGUUGAUGGGCUGCAGUGUUAUGCCUGUAACAUUGUGCAUAACCAGAGGUAUGUGGAUGUAGGCUGCUCUAGCCCCGAAGUCAUCACCUGCUCCCACUCCCACAAGGGCUUUAAGCAUCGCUUCUGCAUCAGGACCGAAAGUGUUGCACUGGGAGUCAUGCUGACCAGUGGCUGUGCCACAGCCCGACACUGCCACACGGAGGAGCUGCCGGGAGUCAACAUCCACUGCUGCGACUCUGAUCUGUGCAACAGCGCCACCCGCUGGCGGACAACCACACUGAUGCCUAUGUGCUCAUUGACGUUUGCUCUGUUGCUUCAAAGUGUCAUACUGUCGACGAAAUAACUUAGAACUUUGAACUUCACGGCAAAAUCACGGCAGCUACACUUGGAUUCAAUACAUAAAGGAGGGAACCUUGAAAACAUAAUUUUAAAAUCUGUGAACACAGAUCAUGGAGUAUGUGGAUAAACCAAACAAAUUACUGUGUAACCUUCUUCACAUCACGUAUCACAUAUGAUCUUCAAUUUAAAGUUGUCUUUGGAUCAUUAGAUCAUUUCUUAAAAACAAAACAAAACAAAACAAAACAAAAAACUCAAUGUUAGCCUCACAAGGACUUUUUAUAUGGCCAACAAACCAACUUAAUUUGUAACCAUUUAAUUCAUUUUAAAGCAUAACAUGUCCUUUACAUGUAUGUUAUUUUACUUUGAAGAAGCUUUCCAUGUCUUCAGAAAUUGUAUACAGAUGCCCAAAUGUAAAAUGUCUUUGUAUUAGAAACAAAAUCUUAAAACAAGUGGGCAAUGGAAAUGUUGACCUUUUCUCAGACAUUUUUUGCAAUUUCUUUUAAUCAGUUGGUCUCAGUGUGAUUUUUAGUGGACGUAUGAUGUCAGUUCCUGUCAAGUUCCUGCAGGUGUAACCACAGGUUUAGUUUAUUGCAUAACUUUGAACAUGAUGCGCUAACAUUUGACAAUCAAGAAAGUGCUUAUUCCAAAUUUAGACUUUUUGUCUUAAUUUGGAAUAAUCAAAUAAGACAUCUAUAGUACUGCACUGCAAAUGAUUUUGUUUAAAAAUGUAAAAAACUUUCCAUAAUUGAUCAAAUACAUUAAAAUGUUGUUUUCUUAAUUUGAUUCAUAGCCUGACUGGUUUGUAUUUACGUCAAGAUUUACGUCAUGUCCGUAAACAGAAAAGAAGGUCUGGCUAUAGCCUACACAUAUAUGACAGUACAGUGUAAUUGCUGAUCCAUAUGAAUUCUUGGCUGAGAAGUGACAAUUUAUCUCUAAAUGAUGUCUAAAGAGAGCUCAGAUCUACAGGAGAUGGCAGUGUUUCACAGUCUCUUGACACAGGCAUAAAUGUUCAACCUGACAGAAUCUCUGACACAGCAGAUAUGUUGUGGUGCUCAGUCCACUGUGUUCGUCGUAAUUAGAGCCAUGAAACAUGCCUGACUAGAGCAAUAUUUUACUGGGAUUCAUUCUUUGCUAGAAAUCAUGUUUGUAAUAUAUGCACAGUGAUUCUUCA
Molecule: messenger RNA, 1909 nt
Organism: Megalobrama amblycephala (Wuchang bream)
Lineage: Eukaryota; Metazoa; Chordata; Actinopteri; Cypriniformes; Xenocyprididae
Exons: 4
Coding region: 323-742 (139 amino acids)
Source: RefSeq, a predicted model, not a curated record